Xyrauchen texanus (razorback sucker) is the source of this 1116-nucleotide messenger RNA. RefSeq lists its product as uncharacterized. The record is from RefSeq and is a predicted model, not a curated record. The transcript has 5 exons. NCBI's taxonomy places the organism in Eukaryota, Metazoa, Chordata, Actinopteri, Cypriniformes, Catostomidae. The coding region runs from base 105 to 713 and encodes 202 amino acids.
AUUUUUUUUAUCAGUGAACUGUGUGUAGCUCAAGUGAGUGAUAUGAAACCACCUGUCUUAAUAACUGAUGCGGCCACAUUUUUUACUUCUGUAAAGAACUGAGAAUGAAAAAUCAUAGGACUUCAGCAUUCCUGUUGUUUGUAACUGCAGCAUUACACUGUGAGAUAGUGGAUAGCAUUGAUUCUGUUGAGGGAAAAUGUAAAGAUGAAAUCAUACUUCCCUGUAAAGCUACUAACCAAACAGACAAUUACCGUUAUGCCAUUUGGAGGAAAAAGAACACACACGGAAGACAGGACACUGCUAUCAUCAAGAAGAAAAAUGGCAUUAUUACACACUAUUACAACUCCACUUCUGUGUUUCUGAAAUCGAAAGAGGCCCUGGAGUUACAUAAUGUGACGCCUUCAGAUUCUGGAUUGUAUGAGUGCUUCCUGGCGGCAGAUGUUGGGGGUCAAAAUCAAGUAUCUUUAAUUAGGUUGAAUAUCUCAGAAUGUGUAUAUGUGAGAAGUGCGAGGACAGUUUAUCCUACCACAUCCUGUCCUGAUGUAGUAGAAUUUUCUGGUCAAUGGGCUGUGCUCAGCCUGUCUCUCUUCAGCCUGGCCAAAAUUAUACUUUGCAUUGUAGCUGUAGGGGUGUGUGAUCAAGUCAUAUUUAGAAGAAUAAGAAGAAAACAAGCUGUAGGGGAAGCAAGAGAGAAACAACGUCAAGUAUUAUAGACUGAACAUCACACAAAGUUGAUAUAGAGACAUUUUUAACAUGCAUAAUUAGCCAAGCUAAAAUAAUGUAUGACUUUGUUAUUCUUAAUUUCUAUCAAUAUAUAUAUAGCAAUAUAUACAUAGCAAUAUUAAUUCAUAAAAUGUAAAGGGUUAAAUAAAGAUGGUUAACAAUAUAAUCUAUCUAUCUAUCUAUUGUUUGCAAUAUACAGUAUUUUCAUUUAAAAAUAAGUAAAUCAUCUUGGGGAUGUAUAAACUGAACAAAACUUUUUUUCCGUAUUUUUAUUUUUAUUUAACAGGGACCGUGGACAGUUAAAGACUACCCCAGAAUUAGCUACAGAGCUACAUUUCAUCUGUUGUCCCUGGGCAGAAAAAAUAAAUUACAAAGCAUCAUUAAAAUAGUAGU